AUGAAGAUACGACACUCCCUCGAACCAUGCUCCAACGCAGCAACGGCAGGCCCCUGCAGCAACCCGCCUAAUGUAGACCGGCUGGGCGAAGAUGUAUGCCGACGCUGCAUCAACCUGGCUAAUGAGAAGAAGAAGCAAGAUGACAAAAAGAAGAAGGAUGACGAUAAGAAGAAGGACAAGGAUAAGAAGGCGCAAGACAAGGUGGACAAGGAUAAGAGGAUGAAGGCCUGGGCUAAGAGCAAUAAGGCGGAGGGGAAGGCUAUCAAGAGGUUGGGAUAG
Alternaria novae-zelandiae is the source of this 279-nucleotide messenger RNA. RefSeq lists its product as uncharacterized. Bases 1 to 279 code for a protein of 92 amino acids. NCBI's taxonomy places the organism in Eukaryota, Fungi, Ascomycota, Dothideomycetes, Pleosporales, Pleosporaceae. The transcript has 2 exons. The record is from RefSeq and is a predicted model, not a curated record.